AUGGCGAUGUCGCCCUUCGCUCUCACAAUUAUGGGUAUGGAACCAACACCACCCAGGAGAAGACUGGAAGAUCAAGAUACACAAGCAACACCCGGCCUAGAAGUCAUGCCUCGCAUGCGACAGUCUCGACGAGCUACGAGCCAUUACAAUUCUUUCCAAACCAUAUGUUCGAGCGCUCAGGACUCGCCGCCUUCGUAUGCGAUCGCGAGUCGGCAGAAGCAGGUCUCGCGGCGGCCGCAGGAAGGCAAGGAGAUCUUGCCGAAGUAUACUAGUACGGUCAACUAUGAGGCGAAGAUGCUGCUUAUGCUGGAAUCUAUGAACCCAUUACAUGGAGUGUCCGAGAGCGAUUGGCGAGAGGUGUAUGUGGUGCUUCGAGGGACACUUUUCAGUGUGCAUCGAGUCAAGGAUGGCGGGCCUGGGAAGUUGCUGCGGAGCUACACUUUACAACACGCUGAAGUUGGGCUGGCGUCGGAUACACAACAUACACUAUUAGUACCACAAAGUCGGCUAGCUCAUCUCAUCCCUGUAUCAGCGAGACGAAAGGCAUGGACCAAGGAUCCGGAUCUUUACAAGCCAGUGCGCCAGAGCAUUCUACGACUUCGCAUCGAAACAGACCAGAUGCUCUUGGCGGACUCGAACGAGGAGGCCAUUCACGAUCUGAUCAAUGCGAUCAGCGCAAGCAUCGACAUCUCCUUCUCCAUCGACGAGCGCAACAUCCCACGACAAUGCACGGUUCCACGACGACGAAGACGGCAGCCGCAGCCCAUGAUCAGUGGCAAUCUCACUGACCCUGCUUUGCUUGCGGAACAAGAACGGAUCUUGCGAGAUAUGUAUCCGGCAUUUGCUCAAGAGAUACCUGCGACCACCACCACCAAUCGCCCAGAACUUGAACGCACCACGACUACAGACUCGACUGCGGAGCCUCUCGCCACACCGGUACGGGAGGAAGACGAUCUCGAUCUAGCAGUCAUGCGCGAGGACUUUGCCAACCCGAACACUCCAGCCCCAACACAACCAUCGGAUACUUCUCGAAGACCUGGCAUGUUCCGCCAAACAACCGCAUCCUCCUUAGCCUCCACCUUCUCCACAGACAUGGUCUACGCCACAUCACCAAGUAACUUCACCGAAGCAGGGAAAUGGCAGCCUCCUCACCCACGCACAGCAGCUCAGAUCCAGCGAUACACGCGACGGUGUAUGCCCAUCCUCCUCUCCGAAGCUGUCCGCGCAAGCGACGUCCUGAUGUGCCAUGGUCGACGCGUGAAGAUCAACUGGCGGAUGGAGAUGCUGGAGGAAUGGGAAUUAAGUCCCCCAUCUUACCGUUCCCACCACUUCGAAGUCACGACUGCUACUACCAGCGAUAUCGAGACUGCGCAGACUACCGACGGCCUCGAAAUGCAGCGCACGACUUCGCACUCCUCGCGGACGCCUUCUGAGGCCGCUGCUAAUGAUUCGCCGCUUUCUUCCCGGUCCGCGCUCGAGAGGCCGGAUGACCAGAUCGAGGCGAUUGAUACUGGGCUUGCGAAUUUGGAGAUCGGGAAGGUGGUUUUGCGGGGGGAAAAGUCGCCGACGAGGGUUGGUGUGCAGGCUGUUUCUAAUGAUGGGGAGGAGAAGGGGACGCAGGCGAGACGGACCGGGUUCGAGGAGGUUCAUGGGGUUGUAUUUUGCUUUUGA
This is a messenger RNA of Recurvomyces mirabilis, 1671 nucleotides long. RefSeq lists its product as uncharacterized. NCBI's taxonomy places the organism in Eukaryota, Fungi, Ascomycota, Dothideomycetes, Mycosphaerellales, Teratosphaeriaceae. The record is from RefSeq and is a predicted model, not a curated record. The transcript has a single exon. Bases 1 to 1671 code for a protein of 556 amino acids.